AUAAAAAGCCAGUGUGUCACAAGUCUCAGGUGUCAAUGUACACGAAUAGAAACUUCAGCGAGCGUUGAUUCUCUCGAUUGUGUGUACUGUUGUUUCUAGUAUGGGAUUUAGACUUUGAACAUAAAACAUUAAAUGAGGAAGAAAUUGUCAGAUUUCGGAACUGGCAUAGAUGGGACCAUCAUCCAUUUUAGUGUUUCCUCGUUCGCAGGAACCAAUUAACUAUAGUCAGAUAGCUUGAUAGCGUCAGCUAUAUGUUGAAACAUGUCUUUUCAGCUGAAAUCUUGACGUUUGUGGCAUGUCAACAAGCGAGUUUGCCCUGAUUGCAAAGAAGAACCAUUAAUUAAAAUCCGAAAAUAGUUAGCAUUGUAACUUAGCAUUGGUUAGAUAGCAAUGUCGCAACUGCUGGACUCAGAGGAAAGCACCCGUUUGUUGAAAGGCGAUCUUGGCAGUGAUGGAGCUCCUGAGACAGCACUCCAGUGUAGGAGCCGAUGGAGGUCCAUUCGAGUCAUGUACUUCACCAUGUUCCUCAGCAGUGUGGGUUUCACCAUUGUGAUCACAUCAAUAUGGCCCUUUCUGCAAAAGGUAGACAAAAGUGCCAGUGCCAGCUUUCUGGGUUGGGUGGUUGCAGCCUACAGCCUAGGGCAGAUGGUGGCAUCUCCACUCUUCGGUCUGUGGUCGAAUCACAGGCCUCAAAGAGAGCCACUGGUGUGCUCCAUCCUGAUCAAUGUGGCAGCAAACAUCCUGUACGCCUAUGCCUCCCUGCCACCAGCACACAACAAGUACUACAUGCUAAUGGCUCGAAUGUUCGUUGGAUUUGGAGCAGGCAAUGUGGCUGUUGUCAGAUCCUAUGUUGCUGGUGCAACAUCGCUAAGUGAGAGGACCGGAGCAAUGGCCAACAUGAGUGCCUGUCAGGCCCUGGGCUUCAUACUUGGUCCAGCCCUGCAGGCUGGUUUGUCCUUCAUCGGCGAGACUGGUGUGUGGCUUAAGCUGUUGGACCUGAAGCUGAACAUGUACACGGCCCCUGCAUUGCUGGCGGCCUGCUUCGGGGUCAUUAACGUCCUCUUGGUUCUCAUAGUGUUGAGGGAGCACUGUGUGGACGACCAUGGCAGACACAUGAACGCAAUCAAUUACAUCUCAGAAGAACGAGUGGCACCAAGCAUGGAGGGCAACGUCGACCAAGUUGCUGUGAUCAUGUCCAACAUUCUUUUUUUUAUUAUCCUUUUCAUUUUUGCUGUCUUUGAGACGAUAUCCACACCCCUUUCUAUGGACAUGUUCGCCUGGACCCGCAAGCAGGCAGUUCUUUACAAUGGCAUCAUACUGGCCUGCAUCGGGUUUGAGUCCAUCCUGGUGUUCCUAGUGGUGAAGGUCAUAUCGCGGAUGGUGGGGGAUCGCCCAGUCCUGCUGGGGGGUUUAGCCAUCAUCUUCUGUGGGUUCUUUAUCCUCUUGCCCUGGGGAAACCAGUACCCCAACAUCCAGUGGUCAGACCUCCAUAACAGCUCCACCCAUGGGCUGCAGAGUCUCACCUCAUCUGCCAACUCCACCCAGGAGCCCACGGGCUGCCCUGCUGAGCAGACAUGGUGCCAGUUCACCCCUGCCAUCCAGCUGGCUCAGUACAUCACUGCUAAUGUACUGAUAGGGGUGGGAUAUCCAGCCUGCAAUGUCAUGUCUUACACUCUGUACUCUAAAAUUCUGGGACCCAAACCUCAGGGCGUGUACAUGGGCUGGCUGACAGCGUCAGGCAGCGGGGCGAGGACCCUGGGCCCUGUCUUUGUCUCUCAGGUAUACACCCUUUUAGGCCCACGCUGGGCUUUCAGCUUAAUUUGCAGUGUGGUCCUGGCAGCCAUCAUUCUCUUGUCUGCUACAUACCACCGUCUCAUCGCCUUCUCAGUGCGCCAUGGCCACAUACAGGAAUAUCCCCAUUCAGACACUGAGACUCCUCCCACAUCCUACUCAGGAACAUAGACCUGGCCAUGUGCAUGCCUGUAGGCAACUGUGGUUGCAAAACAUUGGGCAAUAGUCAUGACGAAACUUUCAUGGUAUGGCAACUGGAUUGAUUGAUACUGAUCUUUUCUGACUCUUGAGUUGAGAACCAUUGGUUCUCCUUUUCAGGACCCAACGGAAACCCUAAACACAAACCUUGUUCUCACUGACUCGUCUACAUAUCUGUGCAUGACUCCAUUUGCCAGGUUGGGCAGCCAGAGUGACUAGCCCUGGGGAAUCUUUAGAGCUGAGCUUUAUAGGCCCCUUCUGCACCCUUCCUUUGUUAAGUGACUAAGAUGUGUCUGUUAUGCUGAAGAAGCACCAAAAUUCCAUGCACUGUCUGAAUGCCAUACUGUCCUGUAUGCAUGGAGGUCUACCAAAGGGCAGGAUUGAAGAGGGUGAUAUCUAUACUGUUGUAGCUUCUAGAAACAGAUAUUAUUCUUUAAAUUUUGUAUAUUCCUGUUUUUAGCAUCUGAUAAUGUGAAGAACUCUUAAAACAAAGGGGCAUUUCAAACAAUGUGUUAAAAGUAUUUCCAAACAGUAUUUACAAUUUACAAUUUUACUUACUCAGAUUACAGCAUUGAUUAAUAUUCUCUAGACUAGGGGUAUCCAGUCUUAUCCAAGAAGGCCCAGUGUGGGCGCAGGUUUUUGUUUUAGCCCAGCACACCCUUGAUUCCACUAAAUAACAAAUCCUAAUUUUCAAUCAAGACCUAGAAAGGGCACAAUCAGGUGUUUUAGUGUUGGGCUAAAACAAAAACCUGUACCCACACUGGCCCUUUCCUGAUAACAUUGGACACCCCUGCUCUAGAUUAUGGAGUCAGCAUGACUAUAUUGGUAGUACCUUUUUCAGCAUAGACCUCUGACCUGCUGUUAUGGUUGGACAGCUAAACUGGAGCUAAACCUGUCAUAAAGACGUAAUACCAUUGUGAGAAUGUGAUAAGAAAAAUGUUGAGUACCUGGACAAAUGCAGUGCCUAGACUGGUAAAGAGCUGUGGGGGGCCGGGUACAUUUUACAUAUUGUACCGGCAGUUGUUCUGUAAAGGAUUUGUCAAAGGUAAAAUAUUUCUCAAAAUUAGUUUUUUAACUUUAAUUUAAUAAAUAGCCUUCAUAAACUGGAUAUAUGUAGUCAUAUUUUCCUUUGAAAUAUUCCUGUACCUUUUUUAAAUAAAAUUAAACUUUGGGGGAAAUUUGGGGAGGUCGGUUUUGUAAAUGAGAAAAUGGCACCGUUCAGAUUGUAAUUACCACAGAUUGCUUUACUGGAAAAAUGUAAAGCAGGAAUGUAUCAUACCUGUAAUGAAAUAUACAGAGGGUGUCAUGGCAGGGAUCAAACCCUCACCUUUCAGGUCCAGGUUUUCACUUACAAUGCUGAACUUUUUACUUAUAAUGAAUUUAACACAACUAAACAAGAAAAAAUGAAUGGGGGGUGAAAACAUUCCAAGGAAGCUGUAAAGGUGUACAAAUGCAUACUCCUGGGGCAUCUUUUAUAAAACAUUUAUACUAGGGAUACAACGGUACAUGGUAUGUUGUCGAACCGUUCGGUACGCCCCCUACGGUUCAAUACGCACACGUGAACCGUGGUAUUACGAUAUGCCUGUCAUUUUCCUAUAAUUUUCAAAACUUGCUUAUUGCGCUGCAGACUACACGCACGUUGUACAUUCAGAUCCACAGAACAUCUCUGGAGCCUAUCAUAAUUUCCCUGGAGCCUAUCAGCGCUCUGUAUGCAAAUAAAAGCUGGAGAAGAGAGGGGAAACUAAAAACACAAUUCUCUCAGCUCCAACGUGACAAUGGCGAGUGCUAGUGAGACAGAGAGAAGCAAAUUUGAAGCAGCACCGCCGUCUUUCAAAUCCACUGUGUGGAAACAUUUUGGAUUCAGCAUUCAAUACGAUGACGAGGGUAAGAAGACCGUAAACAAACAAAGUACAGUCUGCAAGCUUUGCUUUUCCACUGUCGGCUACUCGAGUGGAAACACUUCUAAUAUGAUGUCUCAUUUACGUCACCAUCACCUGGCCGUAUCCCAUGCAGGUGGCGCUGGGGCAAGGAGAGUCCACUCGUUAGCGAAAACACAACAAUCUCUCGCUGCUGCCUUCUAACAACAAUUUGCGGCAGAUUCAGAAAAACAAAGAAAUAACGAAAGCAGUGGGAGCAUUCAUAGCCAAAGAUUCGCAGCCCUAUUCGGUGGUUACUGACUCAGGAUUUCAUCACCUGAUGAAAAAAAAUGAACCGCAUUACAAAGUCCCUUCCCGCACACAUUUCAGCAGCAAAGUAAUUCCCGAACUCUAUGAAACAUCACGGAGAGAAAUUGAAAACGAAUUGACACAGACACCCUAUCUAGUACCCUGUUUAUUUAAAAUAGAGAAGGCAAAGCACCUACAGGUUGUCAAAGCUAAGAAGCACUUUUCAUUUUAAUGUUUUUCUCCCCUUGAUUUCAUACAGGCACCAUGCCUAGUCAGUCAUGCUGCCAUUUUUCUGAAUAGAACGUUUUAUUUGUGUAUAGGCAAAAUAAAGAGUUCAUUGUUGUGUUUUUAUUUUUUCCUUAAAUAUAAAAUACCGAAACCGUAUCGUAACCGUGGCCCAAAAACCGUGAUACGUACCGAACCGUGGGCCCACUGUACCGUAGCAUCCCUAAUUUAAACGCACACAUUUGAUCCUAAAUUCAGUAGAUUUGAUCUUAUGUGGAAAUCGAACAACAAAAUUGAGAUUUAUAAAACUUGAAAUUGACAUGAAUAUGUUCUUGUGCAUGUGCAAACUCCAUUGUGUGUGCAAACUUCCUUGUGGCUAUGCAGCCCGAGUGUGUGCUUUUCAAACUAUGGUAUUGCAUAUGGGUAGCUUUUUGAUUGCUCAGAUGUGUGGGAAAAUGGAAAAAUGCAGCUAAUGCUUUGUAAUUUAAAAUGGUAUUUUUAACUGUAAAUUAACACAUUUUUGAGUGUAUGUUUAAACAAAUAUUGCAUAUUGUAUUGUGUAGUUUCAAGUUGAUGCUCGUUGGUCGACUGGAAGAAGACAGUCUAAAGAAACCAUAUUGAAAAUUCUACCAGAUUGCCACAACCUUUCCUGUACUAGACUGUGUGGCCUGCUGACUUGUUGAUACUGAUUCCAAACUUUUGGUUCCUCAUAUUAAUAAAGCUGCAUCAAGUUCAAGUUGGCUAACAUUAGCUUUCUGCUAGUUAUGUUUAACUUGUGUUACUUCUGCAAUUUGUCAUGACCUGUGGAAAAACUAGUUGUUUGUGCCAUCUGUUCAUUCAUCUGUGAUCAAGGACAUUCUGUCAGCUGACUUGACCAGCUCUGCUGUUUCUUACAUGCAUAUAUAAAAUUGCACAUAACUUUGAAUUUGUCAUUUUUUUCAAAUGGAAUUAUUGCGCUCAAAAAUGCACCUGUCUCAAUUCUGUUUUUUUUUUUUUGUUUGAUUUUGCUAAGAUUGCCUCUUAGCGAUUAUUUCAGACUGUGACUGAUUUUUAUUUAUUUUUUUGUCUGUUAAUGCUGGUUUAUUGUUGGUUUUUUGAUUCAUUCCAACCUGCAAAUAAAUUGCUUCAUCGGUG
Molecule: messenger RNA, 5513 nt
Organism: Anguilla rostrata (American eel)
Lineage: Eukaryota; Metazoa; Chordata; Actinopteri; Anguilliformes; Anguillidae
Gene: mfsd8
Product: major facilitator superfamily domain containing 8
Exons: 12
Coding region: 391-1962 (523 amino acids)
Biological process (GO): transmembrane transport
Cellular component (GO): lysosomal membrane
Molecular function (GO): transmembrane transporter activity
Source: RefSeq, a predicted model, not a curated record